AUGAGUUCCGCGCUGCAGCUGGGGAAGCUGGUGCGGCUGCUGGAGCGGGGGCCCCUCCCGAAGGGCCCCGAGGAAGGGGGCCCCCAGGGGGCCCCCGGGGGGGCCCCCCGGGGGGCCCCUAGGGGGGCCCCUGGGGGGACCCCCGAGGGGGGCCCCGAGGGGGCCCCCGAAGACGAAGACGCAGCGCUGCUGGCGCUGCUGCCGGGGGCCCCGAAGGCCCUGAGGGGCCUCCUGGGCCUGGAAGAAGAAGGAAUUGUGGGGACUUAUUUGCUGCUGCUGUGGCAGCAGCACAAAAGAUUGGGAGUUUCGCUGCAGGAAGCAAUGGAGAGUUUUGUUGCUGGAGUGGAGAAGGAGCGGCAGCGUGCUGCAGGUCUGGCAGCAGCACUGGCGGUGCUGCGGGCGCGGGAGGCGCAGCAGCAAGCAGUAGCAGCAGCAGCAGCAGGGGACGGGGGCGCCGAGGAGGCGCAGCAGCAGCAAGCAGCAGCCGCCGCGAAGGCGGAGCUGCUGCUGCUGAAGCAGCAGCAUAAACGCGCGGGGAAGCAGCGAAGACGCAUGCAGCAAAUGAUGGAAAGGGGGGCCCAAAACCCUCAAAAACUUGUCCAGUUUAUUGAAGAAAUGUGGGGCCCCGUCGAUGCUGCUGCUGCACUUAGCCCCGCAAAAGGCAGCAGCUUCUUCGAGGCCCUGCUGCUGCUGGCCCGGGACCUGAGGGCCCUCGCGAGGGCCUCGGGGGCCCUCCGGCUGGUGCUGCAGCACUUGGCAGCAGAAGCGGGGGGGGCCUCGCUGCAGCAGCAGCAGCACGAGGCGCAGCAGCAGGCCCAGCUAGCAGCAGUUCUCGACCCCGAGGGGGCCCCCCUUGCUGCUCUUUCGUACCCUUCUCUUUCGAAGCUUGCGCUGCUUCGGCCCGAGGCCCUCAGAGCCGCAGACGAGGACUACAUGGCCGAGCUGCGUGAGGGAUUCAACCAGCAGCAGCAGCAGCAGCAGCAGCAGCAGCAGCAGGCGCCGGUCGCGGGGGGGCUGCGACGACCCCGCAGCAGCAGCAGCAGCAGCAGCAGCAGUCCUAUUAGGGCCCACGGGCUGCUGCCCCCCACAGCCGUUUUCUCGGGCGCGCUGGGCCCCACACUUUCUCUGAGGGGCCCUCUGGAGCCCGCAGGCCUGGGGGAACAGGAGGGGGGCCCCCUGGGGGCCCCCGGAGGGUACUAUUGGCAGCUGCCUGUAAACCAAACUUUGCUGCCUUUUGCCAGGCUUCAGCAGGGGCCCCUGGGGCCCCUCCCCCACCCCUUAAUGGACCCAGAAAACCUCCUCAGUCCCCUAGAGGGGGGCCCCCUUGG
Molecule: messenger RNA, 1328 nt
Organism: Eimeria tenella
Lineage: Eukaryota; Apicomplexa; Conoidasida; Eucoccidiorida; Eimeriidae
Product: sushi domain-containing protein / SCR repeat-containing protein, putative
Exons: 1
Source: RefSeq, a predicted model, not a curated record